Molecule: messenger RNA, 4834 nt
Organism: Hypanus sabinus (Atlantic stingray)
Lineage: Eukaryota; Metazoa; Chordata; Chondrichthyes; Myliobatiformes; Dasyatidae
Exons: 42
Coding region: 155-3820 (1221 amino acids)
Biological process (GO): protein deubiquitination
Cellular component (GO): cytosol; nucleus
Molecular function (GO): cysteine-type deubiquitinase activity; cysteine-type endopeptidase activity
Source: RefSeq, a predicted model, not a curated record
UGACAAGUGACAAAAAGGCAUUAUUGGUAGAAAUAACUCCAAUAACUCGAAUCACUGCUGCAGCUUUCGACAAGUUAUUCGUGAUCAUGUCCUUCGUAAUUAGUUGCAGAACUUUCUGUGACUCCAGCGUUGGGAUUACUGUUGGAUACGUGUCAUGCUCUCUUUGGUGAACUGGUUCCUAAAGUCCAUCGGCUAUCAAAGUAUGAAGAACCGCAGGAAAAUGAUGGACAGUAACCCAGGUAACUCAGGUAAACAUUUUGUUGGAUUGAAAAAUCAGGGAGCCACGUGUUACCUGAACACAUUACUUCAAACAUGGUUCAUGACCCAGGAAGUUAAAGAAUGCAUUACCAGUUACAAUGGACAAGAUUUAUUAAUUUGUCAGUUGCGUUCCCUGUUUGAACGAUUAUCAGAUGGGAAAGAAUGGUCCUUGAGCACAGAACAGUUGACCUCCCAAUUGGAGUUGAAUGUUUACAAACAGAGAGAUAUAGAGGAAUGUUUUCGCAGUCUGGUGAAUGUGCUGAGUAGCAAAAUGGAUCAGGAGCAUAAUAUUCUGAAGAUUUAUCAAGUCACCAUGGUUAACUCAUUGAGGUGUUUAAAAUGCACAAAAUCCAUGGAUGAAGACACAGUUUUCCUGGAUAUACCUCUAUCUGUUUGCUCGGCUAAUGCUGCAAAAAAGUUUGAUUCCAUGGAAAAGAGUCUUAAACAGUUUUUGAAGGAGGAAAGAAUGGAAGGUGACAACAAAUGUUAUUGUAACAUCUGUGAGAUGAAGACUGAAACAUCAUCAAGAUACUAUUUUAAGCACUUGCCACAAAUCCUUACAUUUCAACUGAAACGCUUUGAAUUUGAUUACAACUACAUGGCAUUUCAGAAAAUUACAGAUUGCAUUACCUUUCCACCUGAUUUGAAAUUUACAAGAUCUCAGGAUGUUCACAAUGAAUGGUGUCUGAAAUUUACAGUGAACAGGGAGGUUAAUGCCCAGAAAGAUUCCCAUGUGGAUGAUGGAAAAGAAGAUGAAACACCUGUUCAAGAUCAAGAAGUGAAUCGGGAAAUUUCCGUGGACAUUGAAGGAAGAAAUUCUGUGACACGUCAAGAUUACCUACAGCAUGUUUCAACAGGACACGAGGAGGUUAAUGCCCAGAAAGAUUCCCAUGUGGAUGAUGGAAAAGAAGAUGAAACACUUGUUCAAGAUCAAGAAGUGAAUCGGGAAAUUUCCGUGGACAUUGAAGGAAGAAAUUCUGUGACCCGUCAAGAUCACCUACAGCAUGUUUCAACAGGACACGAGGAGGUUAAUGCCCAGAAAGAUUCCCAUGUGGAUGAUGGAAAAGAAGAUGAAACACCUGUUCAAGAUCAAGAAGUGAAUCGGGAAAUUUCCGUGGACAUUGAAGGAAGAAAUUCUGUGACCCGUCAAGAUCACCUACAGCAUGUUUCAACAGGACACGAGGAGGUUAAUGCCCAGAAAGAUUCCCAUGUGGAUGAUGGAAAAGAAGAUGAAACACCUGUUCAAGAUCAAGAAGUGAAUCGGGAAAUUUCCGUGGACAUUGAAGGAAGAAAUUCUGUGACCCGUCAAGAUCACCUACAGCAUGUUUCAACAGGACACGAGGAGGUUAAUGCCCAGAAAGAUUCCCAUGUGGAUGAUGGAAAAGAAGAUGAAACACCUGUUCAAGAUCAAGAAGUGAAUCGGGAAAUUUCCGUGGACAUUGAAGGAAGAAAUUCUGUGACCCGUCAAGAUCACCUACAGCAUGUUUCAACAGGACACGAGGAGGUUAAUGCCCAGAAAGAUUCCCAUGUGGAUGAUGGAAAAGAAGAUGAAACACCUGUUCAAGAUCAAGAAGUGAAUCGGGAAAUUUCCGUGGACAUUGAAGGAAGAAAUUCUGUGACCCGUCAAGAUCACCUACAGCAUGUUUCAACAGGACACGAGGAGGUUAAUGCCCAGAAAGAUUCCCAUGUGGAUGAUGGAAAAGAAGAUGAAACACCUGUUCAAGAUCAAGAAGUGAAUCGGGAAAUUUCCAUGGACAUUGAAGGAAGAAAUUCUGUGACCCGUCAAGAUCACCUACAGCAUGUUUCAACAGGACACGAGGAGGUUAAUGCCCAGAAAGAUUCCCAUGUGGAUGAUGGAAAAGAAGAUGAAACACCUGUUCAAGAUCAAGAAGUGAAUCGGGAAAUUUCCGUGGACAUUGAAGGAAGAAAUUCUGUGACCCGUCAAGAUCACCUACAGCAUGUUUCAACAGGACACGAGGAGGUUAAUGCCCAGAAAGAUUCCCAUGUGGAUGAUGGAAAAGAAGAUGAAACACCUGUUCAAGAUCAAGAAGUGAAUCGGGAAAUUUCCGUGGACAUUGAAGGAAGAAAUUCUGUGACCCGUCAAGAUCACCUACAGCAUGUUUCAACAGGACACGAGGAGGUUAAUGCCCAGAAAGAUUCCCAUGUGGAUGAUGGAAAAGAAGAUGAAACACCUGUUCAAGAUCAAGAAGUGAAUCGGGAAAUUUCCGUGGACAUUGAAGGAAGAAAUUCUGUGACCCGUCAAGAUCACCUACAGCAUGUUUCAACAGGACACGAGGAGGUUAAUGCCCAGAAAGAUUCCCAUGUGGAUGAUGGAAAAGAAGAUGAAACACCUGUUCAAGAUCAAGAAGUGAAUCGGGAAAUUUCCGUGGACAUUGAAGGAAGAAAUUCUGUGACACGUCAAGAUCACCCACAGCAUGUUUCAAAAGGACACGAGGAGGUUAAUGCCCAGAAAGAUUCCCAUGUGGAUGAUGGAAAAGAACAUGAAACACCUGUUCAAGAUCAAGAAGUGAAUCGGGAAAUUUCCGUGGACAUUGAAGGAAGAAAUUCUGUGACCCGUCAAGAACACCCACAGCAUGUUUCAACAGGACACGAGGAGGUUAAUGCCCAGAAAGAUUCCCAUGUGGAUGAUGGAAAAGAAGAUGAAACACUUGUUCAAGAUCAAGAAGUGAAUCGGGAAAUUUCCGUGGACAUUGAAGGAAGAAAUUCUGUGACCCGUCAAGAUCACCCACAGCAUGUUUCAACGGGACACGAGGAGGUUAAUGCCCAGAAAGAUUCCCAUGUGGAUGAUGGAAAAGAAGAUGAAACACCUGUUCAAGAUCAAGAAGUGAAUCGGGAAAUUUCUGUGGACAUUGAAGGAAGAAAUUCCGUGACCCGUCAAGAUCACCUACAGCAUGUUUCAACAGGACACGAGGUGAAUGAUGCAGAGAAUUAUUCCCAUGUGGACGUUGCAAAAGAUGAACAAGCAUCUCUUCAAUCACAAGAAGUGAAUCAGGAAGUGGAUCAGCAAGUUUUGACAGCACAAGAGGAGAAAAAGUAUGAAUUGUUUGCAAUAUGGCACCACAGAGGACACUAUGGAAGUGGCCACUAUUAUGCUGAAAUCAAAUCAGGCUCUGAUGACUGGUACAAUUUUAAUGAUGAAGAUGUUAUAAAGGAAAACAAUUUCAAUCCAUGUUCCGAAACUGCUUACGUGCUUAUGUACAGACUGAUCGAUGCAGAGCCGCCAGCUGGAGGGUCAAAAGGAACCAGUGGACGAGUCGGAAACGGGAAACCCAGUAUUCAGCCUCAUGAUGGAGAAGCUGAAGCCCAGCAGGAAGUUAGCGAAGACAUUGGCUCUCCGAUUCAAGGGGAAGAUGCGCGCCCCUCCCGUGGAAGGGGAAGCAAACACCUCUCGUGUAGAAGGGGAUGUGAACACCCCUCAAGCGGAAGGGGAAGACGGCGUUCCUCGGAAGAGGACGUGAAAGCCCCUUGGGUGUUAGGGAAAGCGAAAGUCCCUCGGGUGGAAGGGGAAACUGGCCGGCACUUGGCUGGGCAAAGGUCCUGAGAAGCUGACCCGGGUGCAGACCAUGUUGCCACCUGCUACUCAAAGCAUUGAAGUAGGUGUGCAAAAGUCAUGUGCAGCGUAACCAUGGGUGACUGUCCUGGACAGUUCCCUUGCAAUCACAAGUCCCUGUUGGACGUUGAUAGUGUGAGAUGCCGCAGGCCUGUUUCCCUUGUUGGUGGUGAGACACGCAACUAGGCAGCAGCAGAACCACGGUUGUAGUGAGGACAAGACCUCAAGUGGGCUUGCCUACUGCUGCAGGCCGAGUGAGGUGGUGCAGCGUGGAGUCUGUGCUCAGGUGGGAGCCAGUCUCUCCCAUCAGUGUUGCCCCCCAGUGUUCGACCAGUGGAAUGACAAACUGGAUUGCCGGGAGCUGUACCAUCAAUUUGAAUGUCGCUCAAGGACUUGGACUAUACAUGUGUUUUCUUGCGUAAUGAUGUGUGUGUUUUUUUCUCUCUCUGGUUAUUUUGAAUGAAUGCUAUGCACCUGUGCCCCACAAGCUGUCUCAUUCAACUGUGUCCAUGUGUGGUCUGAAUGAUAAUUAAACUUGAUUUGAUUUGAUUUGAGGUGAACAUCUUGCUCACCAGAAAGGGCUGUUUGUGCCCUGGUGUGUUGGUGAGGGAGGAGAAGGUAAAGGGAGAUAUUACACCUCUUCCAGUAAAAGGAAAACAUGCCAGUGGACUCAGAAGAGUGGGUGGGAAGAGAUGGGAUAGGUAGAUGAGCAAGUCAUAAAGAGCAGGAACUUGCGAUCCCUUUCAAUAACCACAUACGUGAAAGUGUAGAAAGUGAGCUGACAGGAACACAUGCAGACAUUUUGGCCCCUGUGGUGGGGUAGGGGGGAAGUCAUUGCCUUGCUGUUGCUUUUGUGUGGAAGGGGGAAGCUGGGGGGUAGUUUGUGGUUCUAACUUUUAACUGUCAUUCAUUCUUUGGGGCACUUUCUGUGUUCAUGUGUGUUUGCAAAGAAAAGGAAUUGCCCGAUGAAUAUUGUAUACAUUUCUCUGACAUUAAAUGUACCUA